CCCCGGGCCCCGAGUUCGACCCCCGGCCCCCGGCCCCCGCCUGCGAGCCCCCCGGACGCUCGCCGGGCCCUUUGUGCGGCGGGAACGGCCAUGGCGGCCAACAUGUACCGGGUGGGGGAUUACGUCUAUUUUGAGAACUCCUCCAGCAAUCCCUACCUGGUUCGGCGGAUUGAGGAGCUUAACAAGACUGCAAAUGGCAACGUGGAGGCCAAGGUGGUCUGCCUCUUCCGGCGAAGGGACAUUUCUGGGAGCCUCAACAACCUGGCCGAUAGCAAUGCCAGGGAGUUUGAGGAAGAAUCGAAGCAGCCAGGGGUGUCGGAGCAGCAGCGACAUCAGUUGAAACACCGGGAGCUUUUCCUUUCUCGGCAGUUUGAAUCCUUACCAGCCACCCACAUAAGGGGGAAAUGUAGCGUCACCCUCUUGAAUGAGACGGAUAUCUUGAGCCAGUACUUGGAAAAGGAGGACUGCUUUUUUUACUCGCUGGUGUUUGACCCUGUGCAGAAGACACUUUUAGCUGAUCAAGGGGAGAUCAGAGUUGGCUGCAAGUACCAAGCUGAGAUCCCAGAGCGCCUGGUUGAGGGAGAAUCGGAUAAUCGGAAUCAACAGAAGAUGGAGAUGAAAGUCUGGGACCCAGACAAUCCUCUGACAGACCGACAGAUUGACCAGUUUCUCGUGGUGGCCCGAGCCGUGGGGACCUUCGCCAGAGCCCUGGAUUGCAGUAGCUCCAUCCGGCAGCCCAGCCUACACAUGAGCGCAGCUGCUGCCUCCCGAGACAUCACUCUGUUCCAUGCCAUGGAUACGCUGCAGAGGAAUGGCUAUGACCUGGCCAAGGCCAUGUCGACCCUGGUGCCCCAGGGAGGCCCUGUGCUGUGCCGAGAUGAGAUGGAGGAGUGGUCGGCCUCGGAGGCCAUGCUGUUUGAAGAGGCCCUGGAGAAGUACGGAAAAGACUUCAAUGACAUUCGCCAGGAUUUUUUACCCUGGAAGUCACUUGCCAGCAUAGUCCAGUUUUACUACAUGUGGAAGACCACUGACCGCUAUAUUCAGCAGAAAAGAUUGAAAGCUGCUGAAGCAGAUAGCAAACUGAAACAGGUCUACAUCCCCACCUACACUAAGCCAAAUCCUAACCAGAUCAUCUCUGUGGGUUCCAAACCUGGCAUGAAUGGGGCUGGAUUCCAGAAGGGCCUGACUUGCGAGAGCUGCCACACCACUCAGUCCGCCCAGUGGUAUGCCUGGGGCCCACCCAACAUGCAGUGCCGCCUCUGUGCUUCCUGCUGGAUCUACUGGAAGAAGUACGGAGGGCUGAAGACCCCAACCCAACUUGAGGGGGCUGCACGGGGCACCACAGAGCCACACUCGCGGGGUCAUUUGUCCAGACCCGAAGCCCAAAGUCUCUCCCCUUACACGACCAGCGCCAACCGGGCCAAGUUGUUGGCCAAGAACAGGCAGACGUUCCUGCUCCAGACCACAAAGCUGACCCGCCUGGCCAGACGCAUGUGCAGGGAUCUGUUACAGCCGAGGAGAGCUGCCAGGAGACCCUAUGCCCCCAUCAAUGCUAAUGCCAUCAAGGCAGAGUGCUCCAUUCGACUUCCUAAGGCCGCCAAGACGCCAUUGAAGAUUCAUCCUCUGGUGCGGCUGCCUUUGGCAACUAUUGUCAAAGAUCUGGUGGCCCAGGCACCUCUGAAACCAAAAACACCUCGGGGUACCAAGACACCAAUCAACAGAAACCAGCUAACCCAGAAUCGGGGUCUGGGGAGCAUUAUGGUGAAACGAACCUAUGAAACCAUGACUGGAGCAGGGCUUCCCUUCUCUGCCAAUGGAAGGCCUCUGGCCUCAGGGAUUCGUUCAAGUUCUCAGCCAGUAGCCAAGCGCCAGAAACUCAACCCAGCUGAUGCCCCCAAUCCUGUGGUGUUUGUGGCCACAAAGGAUACCAGGGCACUGCGAAAAGCUCUGACUCACCUGGAAAUGCGGCGAGCUGCCCGCCGGCCCAACUUGCCCCUGAAAGUGAAGCCGCCACUGAUUGCAGUGCGGGCCCCCGUCCCUCUCCCUGCACCCUCACAUCCUGCCAGCACCAAUGAGCCCAUUGUCCUGGAGGAUUGAGUGUCCGGGAAGGGAGGUGGGCAAGAUAUGAGAGGAUUGGUGCCAGAGCACCCAAUCUCCCGUCCCUCUGCUGUCAGAGCUGGGGGGGGGAAGCCAGCGUGUGUCCACGGCGGGGUUCUGUGUCCCCACUGAGCUGCUCCCUGCCUGGUGAUGGAGGGCGGACUGCAGGGACUCAUCUUCCCUGGGAACCUGGCCUGUUACAGGUGGGAAGAUCCACAGUGGUCUUGGACAGUUUGGGGGGGGGAGGGUUUUUUAAUUUUUUUAAAGAUUUCGCCUCCCUUUGUGAAAGGGAUGGGGUCGGGGAGAGCACACAUCAGGUGGUGGUACCUGGUCGGGGAGGGGCAUGCACUGCCAUGACUGCCAUGUCUAUCUUUUUCGGUUUUGUUUUUUGCUAACUGGGGUUUCUUCCUGUCCGGUGUCCGGACUUUUCCGAAUUGGACUCUGAGGCCCCUAAGCUGGCAUCAACACCAGCCCUUGCUCGCUUACCUUACCUCCCUUAUCCUGCCGCCUUUUGUAUGCCAAUUCUCAGAAAUAAAGAUCUUUUGUCCGUUUUUUUAA
Molecule: messenger RNA, 2655 nt
Organism: Suncus etruscus (white-toothed pygmy shrew)
Lineage: Eukaryota; Metazoa; Chordata; Mammalia; Eulipotyphla; Soricidae
Gene: MTA2
Product: metastasis associated 1 family member 2
Exons: 18
Coding region: 91-2097 (668 amino acids)
Biological process (GO): negative regulation of transcription by RNA polymerase II
Cellular component (GO): nucleoplasm; NuRD complex
Molecular function (GO): transcription corepressor activity; sequence-specific DNA binding; histone deacetylase binding
Source: RefSeq, a predicted model, not a curated record